AUGUCUGAAACCCAAGAAGAGUUUAACCAAUGGGUUUUAGAAAAUGAACCAAUUUUCGCUCUAACUGCAAACCAUACAGGUGGCGAUUUUGUGGCAGAUUCUUCUGUCUUACCUGGUGGUGCUCCAACUACAUCAAACUGGCUCCAACCCGCGCCAGUCCCCUUUGGCUCGUUAUCAUCAGCCCCGAGCUCAGCUUCCACUUUUUCAUCAGCAGAUUCCGCCCCAACUUCCGCUCCAACUUCAGCUCCUACUACAUUGACACCUCCGGAUAAAGUUUCUCUUGUUGAACAAUAUAUUACUUCAGAGGUAUACUCUGGGAAUGAGGAAUUUUCUCUUACAUCUGCUAUUCGAUACGAUCCUGCGCUUUAUGUGCAUCACUAUGCGGCCAACCACACAGUAUCUUCGUCAGACUCUGUAACUACACUUGUUGAUCCUUCAACUUUAUCUUCAUCUCCACCACUUCCUACUACAGCUGAACUUUAUGAACGCGCAUUAAAGGAACUUUACACUUUGAUUGAAGAGCAAAAAAAGGUACCCGAUGAGUGCUUCUUUUUACUUGAACUCCACCAGCAACGACUCCAGUUUGGUGCUGAUUUCUUUAACUGGGACGUGGAAAUUCCUCUUGAUCUUUUACGUUCUGAACUUAAUCGUGCGAUCACUGCAGAAGCUGUAGAUUGGCGACGGCCCUAUAAGAUUCGUGCCUUGGUUGAUAAAACUGGAACCUUGACACUCCAAGUUGCCCCAGCGCCUGUUCGUCCAAACAUAUUUUCUGGUCUCAAAUCCACUCAAGUUUCAGGCAUGGAUCCAGUUUAUGAAGUUUACCUGGACUCCCGAAGCAUUAUGGUUUCGCCCUUUACCUCGUUGAAAACUACUAAACGUGAUAUUUACGACGCCGCCCGAGCCCGCUCACUUAGACCCGGCUCCUCAAACCCACUUCAAGAAGUAAUUUUAUAUAACACGCGUGAUGAAGUCACCGAAGGCUCCAUUUUCAAUCUGGCACUUUAUCGCGAUGGUGCUUGGCGUACUCCUCCACUUGGAACCGGGUGUCUUUGCGGAGUUGUACGCCACCACUUGCUGUCGAAGCAAAUGGUGGUUGAAGAUGAUAUUUCCAUCAAGUCUUUAAGCCACGGCGAACCUGUAUUGUUGUUUAACGGAGUCCAAGGCGUGGUCCGGGGCAUUUUGAAUUUAGAAAGUUGA
Messenger RNA from Magnusiomyces paraingens, 1197 nucleotides. RefSeq lists its product as uncharacterized. The record is from RefSeq and is a predicted model, not a curated record. Bases 1 to 1197 code for a protein of 398 amino acids. The transcript has a single exon. Gene Ontology annotation, molecular function: catalytic activity. Lineage: Eukaryota; Fungi; Ascomycota; Dipodascomycetes; Dipodascales; Dipodascaceae.